GCGGCUAUAAGGGGGAGGGCGCCGGUGGGGAGGGGUAGGGCGCUGCGGGGCUGCCUGGUGCGCGUCGGCGGCCGCGCUCCGUCUGCGCUGGGGACGCGCUCGAGGCGGCCGAGCCGCGACGAAAGCCAAGACAAUUCCAUUGAAGAGAUGGACUACUCUGAAUCCUAAGGCCUUCUCAGCUCUUUAGAACACACAUUUAGCUGGUUUCUGUACCUUCGGUGGAAGUGAAAGCUAGAGGGGAUGACCGAAUUGCCAUGGAAAGCCAACCAUGCUGCUUUUCGGCAUAUUUCUUCCCUCCGGCAGUUUGGCAGCUCACACUGGCAUCUAUCAUAGUGGUUAUUGAAUUCCACUGUGUGGAACGUACCAGCAAAGCAAAGAUUUGAGUGAAGCCUCCGUCCUCUCCAUCAGAAUCUCUUCCUCUGAAGCUGUCACCAGUGUGUGGAGCCUGCCCCACACCCAUCACCUGCCAAACCACGGCCUUUACCUGUGUCUUCCGGUGUUUCCCGUGCGACCCGUCCUGUGGGAGUGCCUCCUGGGCCACCCCGGAGUUCACGCAGCGCUCGGUGGCUCCAAUGGUGAAGAUGACAAGGUCCAAGACUUUCCAGGCAUAUCUGCCUUCAUGCCACAGGACCUACAGCUGCAUUCACUGCAGGGCUCAUCUUGCCAACCACGAUGAACUCAUUUCCAAGUCCUUUCAAGGAAGCCAAGGACGAGCGUACCUCUUCAAUUCAGUAGUUAAUGUGGGUUGUGGCCCUGCAGAAGAGCGGGUGUUAUUAACAGGAUUACAUGCGGUUGCAGACAUUUACUGUGAAAACUGCAAAACCACACUGGGUUGGAAAUAUGAACAUGCUUUUGAAAGCAGCCAGAAGUAUAAAGAAGGCAAAUACAUCAUUGAACUAGCUCACAUGAUCAAGGAUAAUGGCUGGGAUUGAACGGGAAGAGCCCAGCCCUUCCAGCGUGUAAGAGAAUGCCAUCCAACCGAACAUUAUAUCCAAGAGUGAGAGAGUGACUGAACGCUUGGUUCCAUGCAUUUAGAGGCUCUGCAGUUUGGGAGCAUCUUCACACCCUUCUCCAUCUUUAUUGGUGACUGGCCUCUAAAUUUCUGUCUCUCUGUCUCUUUGCUUUGUAUCUGUUUGUGAGUUGACCCUGGCUGCUUCUCUCUCUGUUCUGGCGUUGGCUAAGAGAAUGCACCGAAUGCCCGACAGCCAUUCCAUGUUGACGAAUGUGUUUAAGUGCAAACUGAAGUUGGCUCUGUGGUGGCAUUUUAUCAGAAGGUCUCGGUGCGGGAGGAAGACCUGAGUUUUGGGCAGGAGAAAGUGAAAGGGGGUGGGGAGUGGGCCAAAAGGGAAGCCAUCAGAAGUGAAACUGUACUUCUCCUUUAAGUCCUGGUUAACCAAGGCUUGAAACUAUCUGCUUGUCUCAAUGGGCAGAAAUAUACCUCACGGCUGCGUUCUCUCCGAAUCUUAAAACCGCGGCUCCAAAAGUGGGGCUUCAGUCUAAGCCGGCUGAGCACAAGUCAUAACCAGUGCCCCCCUGCUAGCUAAUUGCGAAUCUGUGUUUUGUCUGCCAUUUAUGAACUUCUCGUUUGGGGGAGGAAGGGGAGACCUGAUGGCUGGAGAGAUUCCCUGCCUGGCCUUUUUCUCUCUGUUUCAGAGCAGGUUGGCCAAACCCCUCAACAGAGCACAGCUGUGGGAGCAUCCGCAGCUGGAGAAACCAAAUCCUGACUCUUGAGCCCUUGAGAGAGGAGGAGAAAAACACUGAAGGCAGAAGGGGGCUGGAACUGCAACUUAGAAAAUACGACAGAAAACAAAGCCAUGUGCUAGGCAAGAAAGGGGAAAUCAUAUAGGGGAGGCUGGAGACAAACUGAGUGGCGUAAGAUACCCCUUGAUCUCCCAGCCUUUACUGAGCAUCCUUGGGAGUCUUUUACCAAUCCUUUGCAAAUGCAAGUAGGUAAAUGCUGUUACAGUAUCUUUUUCUUAAAUCUCACGCCCCAUCCAUCAGCUCCACUCUUGGAGCCUGUCAAAGAAACGAUGUGACAGUGGGGAGAGGAGGGAGCAGAGGACCCUGACAGUUGUAGCAGUAUUGCAUAGGUGGAUAUUUCAAGCCAUGAGGUAUCCCCCCCAAAAAAACCUUCUCCCCUUUUCCCACUCCUAGAAGCCUAUUACAGACGCUAGGGGGAUGGGAAACAAAAUUAAACAUCUUCCCCCUACCCCUGAAAUUGUUUAUGCCUUGGAGUUAAAGGGGAGGGGCAGGUUUGGGUGUCGUAACUGUAAGGGACAAGUCCUUCCCAUUUUAAGUUUUUCAUUUUAAUUAGUAUGGACCUUGCCAAGGUGGUUUGUGGGGAAGGGGCAUUGUGUGCGAGAGGGGAGCUGUGUUAGAUGUAAAUGACAAUGUGAAGUUUGCUCUGCAACAGUCCAGCCAGUAUCUGGUGCAUAACUCAAGACUAUUUAACUGAAUUAGUUUUAUCUCUCUGAGUGAAUUUUCUUUUUGUUUGUGGAAUUCUUUCAAGUAGGUUAAUCCACUGGGGGAAAAUCUUUCUUAAUCCAGAAGGAAAGAGUAUUGUGUGGGGUUUUUUAACUCCUUAUGAAACCGAAGCUUUGGAGUUGUAACCUAUUGUCGCUGGCCCCCACCUCCAGGAUAUUCGGAGUUAGCGACAGAGAUUGGGGUGGGGAGCGAGUGACAAAAUAUUUCGCUGUUACAUGGAGGAGGUGUGAGCAGAGAGGCUACUUACAGAUGGGGGCCAACUCUCCACGUUGGGGCCUUGUGCUGAAAUCCCAACCCGAUGGCCUGUCUAUCUGAGCAAUGGCUGUUUUUUCCCUUGAAUCAUUAUUCUUGUGGCAGCAUGUUGUUACGACCUUGGAGAGGGAAGUGAGCUGGAGGCUGGCUGUGGCUUCUCUAAUGGGUAGGAUUAACUUGUUUUUGUGGCAGGCCUGUUAGGAAGGAGGCAGCUUCUGCCUUUACCCUUUCCAUUGUGGCUGUGUAACAGAGUCGCUUCAGCUUUCAUUUCUGAUUGUCCACAAGCCGUUUUUCCAUUGUCCACAUUCCCUCCUCUGAUAAAAAUCUGGUAAAAAUCAAAAACUCUGCAGUACCCGUUAGUUUGUUGACUUUGGCACUGGCCUGACCCUGUUUUCCUGUCCCUUGGUUCUUGAGCCAUGACAACUUAUUGCCUUGUGGCUAAUGGGAAGUCAUUUGCAUUCUUUGAAGAGCCCUUCAAUUUCCCAAAUAUGCAGCCUUUAAAGGCAUCUGAUAGGACCUGGGAAAAUUAAGGGAUAACCCAAAAUCAUUAAUACGAGGUUGACAAACAGAGUACACCUGGGCUCAUGAUUUUAUGUUGGUAAUGUUAGGUCGGCCCUGAUCGCCUAUAAGGAGCAAGCCUGCCUAGAGGGUGCUCUAAGAAAUAAGAAAAGUUUCCACAGAGUGCUGUCAGAGACAGAUGUUUUUAUAUUUGGGACCCGAAAUGAUGAUGAUCCAUCAGAUUGGGCUGUUUUUUAACUGUUCACAGGGGUGAUGUUUUUAAUGGCAACCGGUGCAAGUUUGAAUACGGCAGCGUUUUAAUGUGGUAUUAAUUGGCUUUGUCCCGUCAACAUCUACAGAUUUACACUUGCUGAGAAUCUGGCCUCAAGUCCUGAUAUAAAAAAAAGUGUGCCUGUGAAUGUCCAUGCACGCAGAGAGUUAUGUAUAGACAGAUUUUAGUACACUGUACAGGGAGAUGAGAAAAAGCUGGCCUGUGAGGCUCACUUGACAUUUGUUCUCUGCUGUGUGUCCAUUAAACUUAAAAGUACUUCUUAGUCCACUGCUAACUCAUCUGUGACUUGCUGUAUGGAGACCAUGACGGUACUGGGAGCUGGCGGCAGACAGGAUGAUUAGAUCAGGAUGCUAGUGGGAAUCACAGUCAGUGCAGUCUAAAUUGAUGGCUUGUCAAAUAAUACCUUCAGAGCAUAACCAAAGAUCCGCACUGUCUGCGUCCCCCGGCCGUGCCGGCUCGCCGUGGCCAGGUGGUUGCCUGGUGGGGUGAGCAAGGUGGGACCGCUGCUUCCGAGCUGGAGAUGUGGCCCCCGAAACCGCCUCCUCCAGCAGGUACUGCCUGAGCGUGGAGCUCCGAGUGCUGGGGUGCCGCUUUCCGGGGCGAUAGCUUUAGGGACAGCAAGGACAGCAGCACGUUUUGCUCGUUUUUUUAAUGUGGCGGCCUGGUCUUCGGCAAGCCGCCGCCGUGGCUGUUGGGGAAGGCAAAGUGUACGCAGCCCUGAGUUUACAUCACCCCGGUCUACCCCAAAGCUCAGACUUCGGUAAGUGUUAAAUUUUUUGCUCUGGUGGAUUAUCUGAUGUGAAAUCCUGAUCCCUGUAAUAACUAUUGAGAUGAUAAUAUAUACAAAGCAGAAAAAAAGCAUUAUCUUGUGAAAUAUACUUUUGUAAAUAAUAUUUAAUUUUUUUAAAAAAAUAAUAUAUUUGGUGCUGUUUUCUCAGAGCCCCUCCCUAAGAGCACUUUUUGUUGUUUAUAAGUGAUACUGUUUCCUUCUGUAUUUGUUGGAAAAUAUGUUUAAAGGGAAACAAAAAUCAUAAUAUAUGUUGUCCUCUAAAGUUAAUCCUUUUUUCCUCUGGACGUGGCAGGAGAGGGGAGUCACUCCUGGGUCCGCCCAGCAGAACUGGGCUCCUGCCCAGGCCAUUGCCAGGUUCCAGACAGGGGCCCGCGGUCGGGGAAGGUGCCGGCGUGGGGGGGUGGGAUGGGGGCGUAGCUCCAGACGCCGGGGGAGCGCUCAGCCGUCUGGAGUUACACACGUGCCGAAAUAGCUUCUUCAGUGCCUGAGGUCCCGGUCCGCAGUCUGAUCCCCGCGUGAGAGCUCUCGUCCCCAUGGGGAGCCCCGCACAGCCAGCGGGGCUCCGCGUGGGCACGACUUUCCUGAGGAGAUCUGGUUUGUAGGAUCUGGGCCUGAAAUUUUCUCUUGCACCAGUAUUGGCUGGAGUGAAGUAGAUCUCAAGACUUAGAAUACAGAAGUGAAUAUAAGCUUGCAACCUCUGAAUCUCUAUUUCCAGUUGCUUGGGGGCAGCAGGGAUGGAGGAUGGAGAUUUCUAACUAGUCAUUGUUUUUAAACUAAAAAAGUCUUUGGACAUGGAUCCUGGUUUUCUUCUUGUUUUGUUUUGUUUUGAAACCAGGCUGCUAUGUAACAAAUUAGAGUAAAAGUUUACCUCUCUGGCAGUAAAGUUUUUUUUUGUUUUCCUUUCUGUCUUUAACCUCCCCCCUUCUCCCCACUCUUCGUUUUUAAUUCAUUGGGUCUCUUGUUUAUCCCAAAGUGGACCAACAGCACAAACCAUUGGACUGUUUUGCUGAGCAAGGAGCUGUUUUCAGUGCUGAAUAACUGUUGCACGCUCUUUAAUUUUCUGUUCUGGUGCACACAAUUUAAAAAUAUAAAAGAAAAACACCCUACAGAUGAAAUUUGUUGUUCUUGUGAUAAUCAAGUAAGAAUUUUCUCUGUAUGCAUUUUUCUAACUGGUAUGUGAGAGUGUGUUAAUCAUGCAUUUCACUGCACUUCCUCCUUGCGGAAGGAGCAUCAUGUUUCAGUGUGAACCAGUUCUUGGAUGAAUAGAUGAGACACAAACACCCGGUUGGGUAAACAGAUUUGCAAGAACCAGAGCUCGACUCAGUGGGAAAGAGCUCUUCUCACCAGGUGAGAGGCCUCUGAAAUUAAAUGUUCAGAAACAAUAAUGUUAGACAUAGAUUUUGAAGAAUCCUGUUUAAAAAGAAUAAACAGAAGAGGGGAAACAAAAUCACAUUGAAUUUAAAAAAUCAACGUAUUUAAAUGCAAGCAGAAUGGCAUUGUGUAAGGUACAAUCACAGAUAAGCUAUUCUCAUAGUUAUGAACUGUAUGUAUCCUUUGUUUUGUUUUUCGUAAGGAUAUGGGAAUGCUUUCCCCACUGACAAAACUAAAGGACAAUAUUUCCAAUACCAGCCUGUCUCUUGAUGCUCUUGUGUUUACAAAUUGUGUAUACUUUUAUUUCUUUGAUCUUGUUUUAAUUUUAUUUUUGGCAUAUUCUUUCAGGUCAUUUGCUUCAGUAAUAAAUGCAAUUGUUUGUUUUCAGAUAAUUGGUUUUCACCUUUUCAUGUAUUUGUACAUUGUAUAUAGUUCUUCAGUAUUAGAGGGAGGCGUAUUGUUUGUCAUAUUUACAAUAUGUGUUGGUGCUCAUUUGAGAAAAUAAAAUUUUCAAGUACUAAAA
Messenger RNA from Dromaius novaehollandiae (emu), 6210 nucleotides. RefSeq names its product yippee like 2 (gene YPEL2). Lineage: Eukaryota; Metazoa; Chordata; Aves; Casuariiformes; Dromaiidae. Bases 573 to 932 code for a protein of 119 amino acids. The record is from RefSeq and is a predicted model, not a curated record. The transcript has 8 exons.